AUGCUGGUGCUCAGGGACCGAGACGUCCUGACACUGCUUUCGAGUCUUUCUCAGGAAGAGAGUCGGCGGCUACUUGAAAGGCUGCAUGACAUCUUGAGAGAAUUUUCUCGGAACACAAGGGUUGCACCCGAGGAGCGAAUGAUUCAUCAGCCGGAAAGAGAGUCCAUUACGACCAAGUUGGGCAACACAUCCCUUUUCAUGCCCUCGUCGACCACCACCUCGACGGGUAUCAAAGUUGUCACUCUCAGCUCUGGCGGCUUGAAAGGCUCCAUCAAUGUUUUCGCUCCGGAGGGCGAUUUGCUUGGAGUUUUGAAUGCGGCUGAAGUCACUGCUUUUCGAACGGCACUGGCCGUCAUGAUCCCAUAUGCCCGAUACCAGCAUUCGAAGGCGAAAGUUGUCGUCUUUGGAGCUGGCCGACAAGCAGAGUGGCAUAUCAAGUUGGCACUUCUCCUGAGCGACAUCAAACAAGUCACUGUCGUCAAUCGGAGCAGUCCGCGAAGGAUGGAGCUACUGUUCGAGGAGAUGGCGCAAAGAUACCCAGAAACAAAACUCACGCUGCUACUGAAGACAGCUCCAGACUACGAUUCGCAACUGCGCAGCCGUCUUGAAGACUCGGAUGUUAUCUUUUGCUGCACUCCAGCGACUACACCACAUUUUCCCUAUACCUAUCUCAGUGCAAAGCCACGGUUCAUAUCGCUGAUAGGAUCUUACAAGCCCUUCAUGCAGGAGGUUGAUUCACAAACAUUGCUCUCUGGAGGUCGCAUCUACGUGGACACCAAGGAAGGGUGUCUUGUUGAGGCGGGAGAACUGAUCAAAGCUAAUGUCACCGCAGAUCAGCUUAUCGAAAUUGGCGAGCUUCAUGGCGACGACCCGCUAACAGCGGCUGGGAACGUGGUCUUCAAAUGUGUAGGGUUGGGCAUCAUGGACAUCGUUAUCGCCCGAGAACUGCUUGCCAUGGCGGAAGAGAAGGGUCUUGGACUACUUGUCGAUGAUUUUUGA
Messenger RNA from Capronia coronata CBS 617.96, 999 nucleotides. Its product is annotated as ornithine cyclodeaminase. The coding region runs from base 1 to 999 and encodes 332 amino acids. The record is from RefSeq and is a predicted model, not a curated record. Gene Ontology annotation, cellular component: cytoplasm. Lineage: Eukaryota; Fungi; Ascomycota; Eurotiomycetes; Chaetothyriales; Herpotrichiellaceae. The transcript has a single exon.